Molecule: messenger RNA, 2667 nt
Organism: Fusarium venenatum
Lineage: Eukaryota; Fungi; Ascomycota; Sordariomycetes; Hypocreales; Nectriaceae
Source: RefSeq, a predicted model, not a curated record
AUGGACUUUAAUUUUGGCCGUAGUGCCCCUUCAGGCUCCGCCUCUGGUUCUUCCUCCAACUGGCUCGGUUAUGGUCAGCGCGUUGCGAUGCCAAACCCAUCUCCUGGUGCGCCAAAUGCCAUGGCAGACGACGAUGUUUCUUUCGCUGAUUCCUAUCGUCCCGAGACUUCUCCUCUAUUCAAUCCACUUUAUGCACCUCGCAACAACGCUGCCGAGACCGCGUCUUCGAUGAGUCCCGGGCCUGCACCUACUUGGCCUUGGCAGCGCGAUGCCUCGACUCUCGAUAACACAUUGAACAGCGAUAAUUUCGGUUCGCCUGAUGUAUCCCCUCUACCAGUAAAGCCAGAGCCACAUGAGCACGCCCCGCUGUCGCCCGAACAGCCAGCCGUAGAGGAGUCUAUUGUUCAGCAGGAUACCAUAGAGGAAAUUGUCCGGGUCGAAAUUGAUAUAGACACUCCAGCUGUCGAGGAGUCGCGGGUUGAGGUUUACGAGCACACCGAAAUCAUUAUUCAGUCAUCAGAGGAACAACCAGAGCAAACAUCCCCACAGAACGAGCGUGACAAUGAAGUCACAGCAGGCGAAACCGAUCGUGUCGAAGAAACACCCACUGAUGCAAACACCGACCUGCUGGGCGAUACCGAGAAACUUGUUGAUGGCCAGAAAACUCCUUUACAAGAGCAGUCGAAGUCAACUGAACCCAGUUCAGCUCCAGCUGCAGGACCCAGCAAGCUCAGGACCGCUUUGCUUUCCCUAGGAAGUGGAAUAAUGAAGCGCAUGUCAGCACCGCCAUCUGGAGCAGUUGCGACUUCCGAACAAGAUGAUGCCCAGGUUGGGCGAGCUGUGUCAGCACAGCCUGAGCAGCAGGUCGAGAUAGGAGCUUCAACACCAUCCCUUGUCGUUGAACUCAAGAAGAUGUCAGAGACCGAAAAAGCAUCCUUCACCGAGGUAUCCGAUUCCGACGAAGAAGAUAUACCUGCCAAGCCUGUCUCUGUACCUUCCGCAAAGCGAGGUCGACCUAGAAAACAGAGUCUUGCUGGCAAGUCUACAGCAUCUGCCACCAAGCCUGCUCGUGGGCGUCGCAGUAUCGCAUCUGCGCCCGCGUCUCCUGCAGUCAAGAAAACCCCUGCCUCAGUCGUCGUACAACGCGCCCGCAAGUCUAUGCCAGCAAGUACCACUGUUGAUGAAACUCCUAAGAAGCGAGGACGACCGCGAAAGAGUGAUGCUGUAGCUACCCCACCUCCGCCCCCAAGCACUGCAAAGAGAGGCAGACCGAGAAAAUCUGAAGCCACUCCAAUCGCUGUCCCGAGCGUGUCGAAACCUGUGUCUGCUAGAGGUCGCCGAGUUGCUAGUGCUAGUAAGGCCGCCGUCACGCCUCAAAGGCCUACCGCCGUUCAUACUCCCAAAACAGCUAUUGGACUGCGGGCAGCCGCAACACCCACGUCAACCCCUAGACCACGUGGCCGACCACCCAAGAACCCCAAGCCGGUGGAAGAAGCCGAGCCUGAGGUAGAGAUGCUCAAGCGCGCUGGCCGUGCAAGCCGACCCUCCGACGCAACAGAAGAUGCCCCUCCUAAGACCACUCGUGCUGUUUCCUCUCCUGCCAAGCGUGGCCGACCAGCAAAGAAAGUUGCUUCUUCUCCUGCCCCAAAGACCGAAGUUCAAACAGCCACAGAAAGAGGACGCCGUGUUGCUGCUGACCCCAAGGAAGAAGCUCCUGCUGAAACACCCAAACGACGCAGCCGCCCUGCUGCCAAGGUCGAGGCACCACCAGUUGAAGAACCCGCCUCUGAGCCUAAGACUCGAAAGCGUGGCCGUGCAGCCGCUACAGAAGAUGCUCCUGCCGAGGAACCAGCCCCUAAGAGACGCGGCCGUAUAGCCAAGCCUGUUCCAAAGGAGGAAUCCGCUCCCGCCCCCAAACGACGUGGUCGCGCUGCUGCUGCUUCGGAGACCACAGAGGAGUCUGUAGCUGAGCCUGCGACAUCCAAGAAGCGUGGAGCAGCCAAGACUGCCACGAAGACCAAAGACACCACUUCUGAACCUGUGGCCCCAAAGAAGCGGGGACGGGCAGCUGCUGCGGCAAAGGCUGUCGAGGAUGUGCCAGCAGAGACCACGACCAAGCGUGGUCGUGGGAAGCGAUCUGCGCCAGAACCAGAACCAGAGGCUGAAGCACCUGAGCCUGCGGCCAAGAAGCGACGUACGACAAGCAAAGCUGAGGAGCCUGCUCCUGCCAAGCCGACCAAGGCUACUUCUGGUAGAAAACCUGGACGACCGGUCAAAGCUACGAAAGAAGCCGUUGAGGAACCAGCACCCAAGCGCGGCAAGUCCGCACGCUCCAAGGCUGCCGAACCUACUCCCGUCGAAGAAGCACCCAAGCCUGCCAAGCGAGGUCGAGGUCCUGCAAAGAAGACGACAGAACCAGCUGCUAAAGCUGAAGCUGAGCCUGAAAAGCCCAAAGCUCGUGGGCGACCUGCGAAGGGAAAGUCUGGAAAGGGCGAGCUUCCAAGCUCCAAGAACGUGGACGCGCCCGCAGCUAAGCGUGGACGUGGAGCUGCGGCGAAGACCACCGCUACCAAGACCAAGACAACGGCUGCUGCUCCUACCAAGGUGACCAAGACAGGCAGGGCUGCACAGACCGGUGUCCGCAGAGGACUACGAUCAAGAGGCUGA